CGAAGGCCAGGAAGGAGGCGCGCUCGGCGUCGCUGGAAGAGUGGAACUCCUGGAGGGACAGUUAGCGCCAAGUGUGGAUUCACCAGGGGCCGGCAUCCCCAGAUCUCAGAGAUCAAUCUUCACCCCGAGGCAGGUGAGAAGACAGCAGGAUGAGGAGGGUGAGCUUGAGUCCACAGGAGCAAUCGGAGAACAAUGUGGUCCAGUUCCUGAGGCAACCUCGGACCAUUGCUAGGAUCCUAGCUGGGCUCUUCUCGCUUAUCAUAUUUGCCUCCCUGGUGACCGACGGCUACCAGAACUUGACAGCUUCAUCCCAGCUGCGCUGCGUGCUGAAUGACAAUAGGGUGGCCUGCGGCUAUGCCAUCACAGCCGGGGUCCUGGCCUUCCUGCAAUCCUUCCUCUUCCUGGCCUUCGACGCUUAUGACAACAUCAUCAUUAGCCACAAGGUCAAAUCUGUCAUCCUGAGUCUGGACCUGACCUUCUCCAUCAUCUGGUCGUGCAUAUGGUUCGUUGGCUUCUGUUUCCUGGCCAAUCAAUGGAACAGGUCUGCUCACCACUACCUGCUGGGAAGCAGCUCAGCCCGCGCCAGCAUUGCCUUUGCUUUCUUCUCCAUCCCCUGCUGGGUGUACCUGGGCUACCGAGCCCUGAGGGGCCUGUUGUCUGAGCCCCCCAUUCCCUACAAAAAGUCCUUGGACGAAGGCGCUGUGGCCCUGACCACGCUCUCUUCUGUCACCACCACCUCCAUCUCCAACAGCAUGGAGUAUCAUAGCCCCACCGAAGGCAGAAGAGCCAGCUCCAUCCCCUUCCCGCAGACUCCAAGGGGAAACCGGCUCACUUUCCUGAAUGACAAUUAG
Messenger RNA from Terrapene triunguis (Three-toed box turtle), 851 nucleotides. RefSeq names its product synaptogyrin-4-like. Gene Ontology annotation, cellular component: synaptic vesicle membrane; neuromuscular junction. Lineage: Eukaryota; Metazoa; Chordata; Testudines; Emydidae. The coding region runs from base 150 to 851 and encodes 233 amino acids. The transcript is spliced from 5 exons. The record is from RefSeq and is a predicted model, not a curated record.